AUGACGGACCAACCGGAGCCGGUAGUUUUCUUGGACGUGGCUCUAGGCGGUAUGCCCCCCCCCCCGCCCCUACCCACUUUCGCGAGCAAGUACGAUGGCCAACGAUGGUAAUGAUGGAAUGCAUAAAGGCGAACCCCUCGGCCGCAUCAAAAUCCAACUGUUCUCAAAAAUAGUGCCCAAAACCGCCGAGAACUUCCGUGUCUUUUGUACCGGCGAGACGAAAGGCCGUGGGGGUCGGCCGUUGGGGUAUAAAGGGUGCAAAUUCCAUCGCGUGGUGAGCUAUGAUUGCCCUGUUUUUUUGUUUGUUUUUUCUUUCCGUUUCACUCGUUCUUCGCACAGCUGUGCUGAUUAUCACUGGGUAUGUGUGUCCAGAUCAAAGACUUCAUGUGAGUCCACCCACCACUUACAAUAAUGAUAAUGAAUGAGUAAGAGUGGGACCAACCAGGGAAUAGGGUCCAGGGCGGCGACUUCCUAAACAACGACGGCUCCGGCGCCCUAAGUAUCUACAACUCUGACAGCUUCCCUGACGAAGGCUUCUCCAUAAAACACGAUGCGCCGGGAAUAGUUUCUAUGGCAAAGUACUCUUCACCACCACCCCUCCCUCCCUUGCCUCACUGGCUAAAUCAAGUGCAGCUCCGGCCCUAACACGAACGGAUGCCAAUUCUUCAUAACCUCGAAAAUAGCCCCGUUCCUGGACGGGAAGUACGUCGCCUUUGGAAAGGUGGUUGAGGGCAUGGAUGUUGUUCGCAAGGUCGAGAAUGUCAGGGUGAUCCUGGACCGGCCAACAACGGAUGUGAUUAUCAACCAGUGCGGGGAGAUGUGA
Molecule: messenger RNA, 823 nt
Organism: Tuber aestivum (summer truffle)
Lineage: Eukaryota; Fungi; Ascomycota; Pezizomycetes; Pezizales; Tuberaceae
Source: the annotation of a GenBank genome assembly